This is a messenger RNA of Cutaneotrichosporon cavernicola, 582 nucleotides long. RefSeq lists its product as uncharacterized. Bases 1 to 582 code for a protein of 193 amino acids. NCBI's taxonomy places the organism in Eukaryota, Fungi, Basidiomycota, Tremellomycetes, Trichosporonales, Trichosporonaceae. The transcript is spliced from 3 exons. Gene Ontology annotation, biological process: intrinsic apoptotic signaling pathway. Gene Ontology annotation, cellular component: mitochondrion. The record is from RefSeq and is a predicted model, not a curated record.
AUGUUAAGCAGGAGGACGACGGCUGUGCUAGCGCGCGCAUACACGACCGCAUCGGCAUCGACCUCGGCCGAGCCGGCAACACCGCGCCGCCGUCAGAUCAUCGACACAGGGGACGCCGACCUCGUUGCGCCCCCCGACCCACUCUCCAACAUCCGUCCCGUGCUGUAUGCCGCCAAGCGUCGUCGUCGCCCGUCAAACUCGCCGUACUCGGCCGCCGAGUUUCCGGCUGAGGCAGCGGGGAGUGCCGCGCAGAUGCGCGCGCAUGAGCUCGAGCUCACGUUUACAAUGCACCGCGAGCGCGUGGACAUGGGGAACCACCGGUUCUGGGCGGCAAACAAUGCCGACUUUGAGGCCCAACGCGAAGAGCGGCUCGCGCGUCUUCCACCUGCCAGCGACCCGCCAACACCUGAGGACGAGGCGCGCCGCGAGGCAGCGCUGACCCAGUUCUACCGUGACUGGCAGAUCGGCACACGUGGCCGACAGGAGGCAUGGGUGCGCACAUGGUGGCGCGAUGUGUGGGACGGGAUCAAGCUCCAGGGGCGCGUGUAUGUUGCCCAGUGGCGGGCGGGGCUGCGCGGAUAG